Molecule: messenger RNA, 2191 nt
Organism: Carya illinoinensis
Lineage: Eukaryota; Viridiplantae; Streptophyta; Magnoliopsida; Fagales; Juglandaceae
Product: protein-S-isoprenylcysteine O-methyltransferase B
Exons: 4
Coding region: 1122-1790 (222 amino acids)
Biological process (GO): C-terminal protein methylation
Cellular component (GO): endoplasmic reticulum; membrane
Molecular function (GO): protein C-terminal S-isoprenylcysteine carboxyl O-methyltransferase activity
Source: RefSeq, a predicted model, not a curated record
CAGCGGUAGAUACCAGCGGUCUCUGAAGCAUUUUUCCCAUCUGAGUUACCUUGCUCAAACGCAACCUAACAAAGUCACCGAAAAACCACUCUCUCAAGCUCUUCCUUCCUCGUUCUCUCCCUCACUCUCGGUGUCUUCCUUCCAAAGCCGUCACUGCUGCACCUCCCUUCCUUAUUAUUUCAAAUUACAUCAGUGGAUUCCAAGGAGGAGUUUCACUUCUUAACCUUAGAGGUUGGGGGUGGGACAGAAGUUCAACAACGAAACAAGUGAAAAGGAUUUUUUGGUUUGGUGGGAGGGUAAGGUUCCCUCUUGUUGAUGGGGAAUCUAAGAAGUCGUUAAAGGAGUUCUAAAGAAUUUGUGAAGUGGGGCAAGAAGAACUGAAGGUUCAAAAGAUCUAAUCGUUGCAGCUGGAAGCCAGUUUACGGGUUGAUAAUCAACACUCCGCUUCCAUCCUUCUAUAUUUCCUAACUUUAUCAACCUCAUCCUUGGGGAACUCGAGGAUGUUGUUUAGGUGAAGAAAAAAUGUUUGAUAGAAACUUACCCUCAUCUUGGGAGCAAGGUUUUCUGAAGAGGGGACUGGGGCAUGUCUAUGGAAACCUUCAGUCGUAGGCAGCCCAAAAAUAACAAGGGUGGGCGAUGCAAUUAUGUAAGAAAUUAGGGUUUUUGAAGUGGAGAAGGUUUGUCAUGGUCAAAGUUUCAGAUUGAGAAGCAGUUAGGCGGAUGAAGGCAAGAUCAGGGCAAGGAGACUGGGACCUGGGUUCAAACGGGAAUAGAGGCCCCAUUUGGUUACACAGAUAAGAUGAGAUGAGAUUUUUUUUAAAGUUGAAUAAAAUAUUGUUAUAAUAUAAUUUUUUAAUGUUAGUUUUGUUUUUGGAUUUGAAAAAGUUGAAUUGUUAAUUAUAUUUUGUGUAGGAAUUUGUGAAAGUUGUAAUGAUGAGAUGAGAUGUUUUGGGUAAUCAAACGGGGCCUAAAGCUCUGUAAAAAAUGAAGAGGAGUUGAUAUAAAAAGAAGCAAGUGGACGGUGAAGAUGCAAGAUACAUUAGGCCAAAAACAUGUGUGGUACAUGACAUUAAAUGGAGAUCAGCUAAAGUCAACGACACUUGAAUUUCAACUAGCUGGAGAUGUCCUUGUUGAAGCAUCUUUGGGGUGAUUUGGAGAUUCAACUUAAAGAAUCAAUGUUUUAUCAUUCUGCAUCUUUAUCAGAAAUCUUCAGUUACACAGCUUGCAGACAGUUAUCUCAGAUGUUCCUUGCAAUAAUCUUCUUUCACAGUUCUGAAUACGUUUUAGCUGCUGCGAUCCAUGGGAGAGCAAGUGUUACUCUUAAGUCUCUUCUGAUUAGCAAAAACUAUAUUUUAGCAAUGUUCAUUUCAUUUGUGGAGUACUUAAUUGAAAUCAUAUUCUUUCCUGGGCUGAAAGAACACUGGUGGGUAAGUAACUUGGGACUGGCAGUGGUUAUAAUCGGGGAAAUCGUGAGGAAAACAGCUAUCAUUACAGCCGGUCAGGCCUUCACACAUCUUAUCAAGAUUUAUCAUGAGGAGCGCCACGAACUGAUUACUCAUGGAAUCUAUGGGCUCGUCCGACAUCCUGGAUACUGCGGUUUCUUCAUCUGGUCAGUUGGUACUCAGAUAAUGCUCUGUAAUCCCAUAUCAACAAUCGCAUUUGCUAUCGUUGUUUGGCGCUUCUUUGCGCAAAGGAUUCCAUAUGAAGAGUAUUUUUUGAGGCAAUUUUUUGGGUCACAGUAUGUAGAAUAUGCCCAACGAGUUCGCUCCGGGGUGCCCUUUGUGAACUGAUAAUCUAUAGAUUCUGUGGAUUGCAUUUAGCUUGCCGCCUCAUCAUUGUUAACAAGUUUUUAAUUUAGUCUUCACGAAGCAACAAGAAACUACUUUGAAGCUGAACUGAUCAAUGGCUUGCAGGAAUGGCCAAGUUAUCCACUCCCAUUAUUGUCGCUUUAUAUUUGCUGGUAUUCUCAAUCUUGGUUCUUGUUAUGGUUCAUAUUGGGAGAGAAAAUCUGAUUAGAAAUUCACCAAACGGCAAUAGAGUUUAUGUUAGUGGAAGAAGUUCUAUUCAAUCCACAGCGUUGUUGUAUUAGGUUGGAACGAGGGUUAUCUUCGUACCUCAUUGCUAUUUAUUUACAUCCUUCAUAGAUUCUUUUUAAUUAAUUGACAUUAAUCAAUUACCUACAACUUGUAUA